AAAGCGGAUCGAUGUCCAGACCUCCGCAAUUGAACGGUUCGAACUACUCAUAUUCGAAGUCUGAGAUGACAAUCUUUUUCAGAUCGCUUGGAAAAGGCGUGUGGGAGAGUGUUGAAAAUGGCUGGGAGUAUCCAGUCAUUCCACAAGCACCCGAUCAAGGUAAAGAAACAACAACGAACGUCACGGUUUCUAAACCUACGGACAACUGGACUGAUGCUGAGAAGCUUCAAGAAGAAGCCAGCUAUCGUGCCUUAUAUGCGAUCAUGAUGGCAGUUGAUCAGACAAGACACAAGAUGAUAGUACAUUGCAAAACUGCUAAAGAUGCUUGUAGGAUCUUACAGCGUCAAUUUGAAGGUUCAACGGCUGUCAAAGCGUCCAGACUUCAACGGGUAACUCUUGAAUUUGAUGAGAUAAAAAUGAGAGAUGAAGAGACAAUUGACGUAUACUAUGCCAGAUUUUGUGAUUUGGUAAACCAAAGCAUGAUGCUUGGAGAAGAAAUCUCUGAAAAAUGUCAAGUUCAGAAGAUUAUGAGAACCGUUGUUCCCAGGUUUAGAGAGAAAAUCACGGCUCUUGAAAGUUUUCAAUUAGUGGCGUCAUUGGAUGUUGAUGAACUUCUUGGAGAGCUCAGAACUUUUGAAAUCAACAACAAUUAUGACAAAGUGAUGAGUAAAGGCUUAGCCCUCAAAGCUGCUGUAGUUGAGGAAAGAGAAGAAAGCGAUGAUGAUGAAGGUCCGUUGGCAGAUGAUAGUGAGCUGAAGGAAACACUAGACUUAAUUGCGCGAAACUAUGAGAAGAUGAGUCAAAGGCUGUACAAGAACAAAUUUGCUGGAAAAAAGGGGAACAGCUUCAGCAAGAAUGUAGUGCAGGACAAGAAAAGUACUAUGCCACUCUCAAAAUGCGAUUCACAACGAGUCGAGAAGGAUCAAUGCAGGGAGUUUAGGAGUUGGAAUCAGUCUGGCAUUCAAGUGAAGGUCCAUUCCAGGAUUCUCCCAAAUAACCGUACCAAAACGCAUCAAGUGUGGGUUGCUACGAAAUCCUUCAACUGUUUUGCAUCUGUUCUGUCCCUCAGGACUUCUCUGGAAGGUAAAUGGUAUCUGGACAGCCGCUUCUGUAGACACAUGAUUGGUGAACCUUCAUACUUGAAGAACAUUCAACCUAGUUCAAAUGGGGAAGUCACAUUUGGUGACAGAGUGAGCAAUAAGGUUAUUGGAACUGGUUGUUUAAAUUUGGGAGGAAUACCUAAACUAACUGAUGUGUUACUUGUUGAUAAGCUAAAGGAAAAUCUUUUGAGUGUGAGUCAACUCUGUGAUCAAGGCCUCAGUGUCAGUUUCUCAUGUGAUAAAUGUUAUGUGAAAGACAGUGAAGGUUCUUGU
Striga hermonthica is the source of this 1373-nucleotide messenger RNA. The record is from the annotation of a GenBank genome assembly. Lineage: Eukaryota; Viridiplantae; Streptophyta; Magnoliopsida; Lamiales; Orobanchaceae.